AUGACUACUAUACUGAGCAACCAUGAUCAACAACUUACUAUCAAAUUGCAUUAUGGGGCUGCCAACAGUGAUCUCUACAUCACAGCAGUAGUUGAAGAAGUUUGGAGAAAUUGUGUCAAUGGAAAUCCUCUGUGGAGACUUCAACAAAAGCCUAAAAUGCUGAGCAGAAGACUGACUCAAUCGUCCAGAGAUGACUUUGGCAAUGUUUUCAACCAAGUUCAAUACUGGAAAGAUAAAAUGAAAGACCUUGAGCAAAUGGAUCUUAUUAACAACAAUGAUACAACCAGAACUGAACUGAACAAAGGACAAGCGGAGUACAUUAGAUGGACGGGGAUGCAGGAUGACAUCCUUAGACAGAAAGCUAGGAUGAACUGCUGCGCCGCACCAUGCGGCGCGCUAGUGGAAAUUAUCAGCAGCCUCAACUUUUCGCAUCAGGCAUCAUUUUACACUGCUGCGCCGCGCCUUGCGGCGCGGCAGUAUAAUAAAAGUCUCACUGCCAUUCCUGACACAGAGGUUAGAGAUGCUGUCUUCAACAUGAGUCCUGACAGUGCAGCAGGGCCGGAUGGAUAUAAUGGAAAAUUCUUUCAAUCCUGUUGGGAUAUCAUUAAGGAGGAUAUCACUGAUUUCGUUCAAGCUGUUUUCAUUGGCAGGAGGCUCACUAAAUUUUUUUCUCAUACUUGUUUAGUUCUUAUUCCUAAAGUUGAAUCUCCUAGUAGUUUCUCGGACUUGAGACCUAUUAGUUUGAGUAACUUUACAGCCAAGAUUAUCUCCAAGAUCCUUUUCAGAAGGCUGAAUCCUAUUCUUGGGAAGCUUAUAUCAGAAAAUCAAAGUGGCUUUGUCAAAGGAAGAUUGAUUAUUGAAAAUAUCCUUUUAGCUCAGGAGAUUGCUCUGGGUGUGAACAAGAAGAACAGAGGAGGCAAUGCUAUUAUAAAACUUGACAUGGCAAAAGCUUAUGAUAGAAUUUCCUGGACCUUUCUGAUAGCAGUUAUGAGGAAAUUUGGUUUCUCUGAAAAUUGGAUUGACAUGAUCUGGGGACUUCUACAAGAUAUGGCUUCUGGGAAGAAAGUUAACAAUGAUAACAGCUUCUUUAUUACAGCCCCUCACACCGGUGCUGCAAGAAUCAAUAGAAUUAGGAAUGCUACAGGCUAUAUGGACAAGUGUUUUCCUUUCUCUUAUUUGGGAUGCCCCAUUUAUUUUGGGAGGAAAACUAGCAAUAUUUUUAACGGUAUGCUCUCUAAGGUGGUCAAGAAACUUAGUGGAUGGAAAGCCAGUAUGAUGUCCUCUGCAGGGAGAAUGAUUUUGAUUAAACAUGUCUUACAAUCCCUCCCCACAUACAUCAUAUCUGCUAUGAACCCUCCUAAAGGAAUUACUAAGCUCAUGGAGAAACACUUUGCAAACUUCUUCUGGGGUAAAAAUGAAGCUAGAAACAAAUAUCAUUGGUCUUCAUGGAAUAAUCUUUGUCUCCCCAAAGAUGAGGGAGGAGCUGAUGUCAGAAAAAUGGAGGACAUCAUAGAUACACUUAGCUUUAAAAGAUGGUGGAGAUUCAGAACUCAUCCUUCCCUAUGGGCCAACUUUCUCAAGAAUAAAUAUUGCAAAAGAGCCCAUCCAGUGAAAAAAAAGUUAAAUCCCACUGAUUCUCAUAUUUGGAGAAACAUGCUCAAAAUUAGAGACAAAGUCGAGGAAAACAUUAGAUGGGAAAUACAAAAAGGUAAUUGUAGCUUUUGGUGGGAUAACUGGACAGGUAAAGGUGCAUUGGCCAAAAUCUUACAAGGUAGUGGGAGAUCUUCUAAAGCUCAGGUGAAAGACUUCAUAAUUAAUGGAGAAUGGAAUAUUGUCAAACUCAACGAUGUUCUCCCCGUGCAUAUUAUGGAUAGUAUUGCUCAACUGGAUAUAGGAGACCCAAAUGAGGAUGAUUUCCCUAUUUGGACUACUUCUAAUGAUGGGAGAUUUUCUUCUAACUCAGCAUGGUAG
Nicotiana attenuata is the source of this 1971-nucleotide messenger RNA. RefSeq lists its product as uncharacterized. The record is from RefSeq and is a predicted model, not a curated record. Bases 1 to 1971 code for a protein of 656 amino acids. NCBI's taxonomy places the organism in Eukaryota, Viridiplantae, Streptophyta, Magnoliopsida, Solanales, Solanaceae. The transcript has 6 exons.